Molecule: messenger RNA, 1256 nt
Organism: Micropterus dolomieu (smallmouth bass)
Lineage: Eukaryota; Metazoa; Chordata; Actinopteri; Centrarchiformes; Centrarchidae
Product: immunoglobulin lambda-1 light chain-like
Exons: 3
Source: RefSeq, a predicted model, not a curated record
AAUUCAUCUUUGGCUCUGGAACUAAACUGUAUGUAACAGAUCACCCGGUAGUGAAGCCCGUGGUGAGCGUGUACCCAGCUGCUUCCAGAAAAGGACAGGAGGAGAAGAGCUCCCUAAUGUGUGUGGCUGCGGACAUGUUUCCUCCUCCGAUCCGGUUCUCCUGGAAAAGAAUAAAGGAUAAUGGUCUUCAGGAGGAGCUUGCACCUGGUGAGGAGGAGCAGCGGGAGUUCAGACAGUUGGGAUGCAUUGCCGCCAUCAGAGUGAUUGAUGAGGACGCUCGCAACGCAUAUAAUUACCGCUGCUACGUCCAGCACGAGGGGGGGGAAGUGGAGGCCAAAAUAAAACAAGAGGUUUCUGCAAAGACAUCACCUCCACCAUCACUUCCACCAUCACGUCCACCAUCACUUCCACCAUCACGUCCACCAUCACUUCCACCAUCAACCAUACCAUCACUUCCACCAUCAAUUGAACCAUCACUUCCACCAUCAAUGUCCUUCCAGUCUCAGUGCAGGGUGAAGCUGCUCUGUUUGAUGUACACAGUGCUGAUAGUGAAGAGUCUGGUGUACUGCUGUGGACUGUCUCUGCUGAGGAUCCUCAGAAACAAGGGACCGUCCACCUGCUGCACACAUGCUGACUGACUGCAUCUGACUGACCUGCUUUUUGUUACCAUCAAAUCUCAUCAGUUCAUCUCAUGCUUUGAUCAGCAGUCAGAAAAGUUCAGAUGUGUUGUGGUUAGUCGUAAAAUAUAUCUUUUACGCACAGGUUAGAUACAGUCAUCCUAAAAAUAUAAACACAUAUAUACAAUGUUUGGAUCACAGGGAACUCACGAUAGAGUUGUUCAUAUUUGAUCAAAAAUUAACUUUUAUCAUGUGUCAUUGAACUCAAUUAGCCACCAGCCAACUCUAAGGAGAACAGACAGAGUGGCCAGACCCUCUCAUCUGUAGCACAACACAGCAAAAGACUGCAACUGAUCAAUUCUUCGCCUCGCCUAGGUCCAUCCACAAAAGACAAUAACAGCACCAUUACACAGAUCACAUAAACAUAACUAUACUUCUGAUUCUGCCAUAAACAACAUCUAGUCUUAGUUUAAUGCAGGUUUAAUUCAGUUAGUUUGGUCUUGUGUGUUUUGCUUUGUUUACCUUGUUAAAUAAAUGCUUGAGUAUGUACAUGCUGGUUUCUUUUAAUAUAGAGUGAAUAUAUUGCCAACCUCCUCUACAUAGAAAUCCAAAUCCUUCAACCCACUAUCUAUUAUUGAU